Messenger RNA from Mesocestoides corti, 1278 nucleotides. The record is from the annotation of a GenBank genome assembly. Lineage: Eukaryota; Metazoa; Platyhelminthes; Cestoda; Cyclophyllidea; Mesocestoididae.
AUGGAACACAGUCCCAGGAAGUUACCAGAUCAUGCCCUUGCCCCCUUCGGUGCACCUUUCCCACCCCUUCAGGCCACAACAAGCUCCAGUGUCUGUCCGUUCCCGACACCCUCGACUUCCAUCCUCACGUCACCACCCUUCACCACCACCCCUUCCACCUUCUCCGCCUUCUGCGACGAGCAGUUCUCGAUGGCACUGGCCCGUUUGGCCUUGAAGCGUCUAAUUGACUUUCAGACCUCAAACUCACUCGUUCCCCCAACCCCAGUACCUCCCCCUCCGUUCCCCCUCUUGAGUCCUCCGCUAGGGUCCGGCGGCACUCCGCAUUGGUCACCCCACGCUUUCCUUGGCAACCCCGCCAAACUGAAUGAGCUACCGCACCCCUCUCUGCUGCUUUCUGGAGCCCUACCACCGGCCAUGUAUCGAAGAACUCUCAAUCAGGUCCUCACUGCUCCCUUGCCGCAGCAAAACCCCACCCCUCGGUCCAAGAAACCAGAAGCCCCCCCGUCACAGGGCAUUGAUUUUCUGGGUCAACCCCGGGUCAGUACUCAAGCUGCUGGCAAACGCACCUCCUCUGAACGCGGGUCAUCGAUUAUUUUCGAAGGUCAAGGUCGAAUCAACCAACUGGGAGGAAUGUUCAUUAAUGGACGUCCGCUGCCCUACAAGACACGUUUGAGGAUCGUGCAGAUGUCUAGAAACGGCGUCCGACCCUGCGACAUCUCGCGCCAGCUGAAGGUCUCGCACGGAUGCGUUAGCAAGAUCCUCCAACGCUUCCACGAAACCGGGAGCGUAAGUCCGGGUGCGACAGGGGGAGCUCGAAAAAACCGCGUCCAGGGUCGAACACCCUCCUCAACCUACUCCCACAGCCAACACCACCACCACCACUACCACCACAGUGGGCGCCACCUCCUCACAAGCCCCGUUAACCCAGAAUCGCCCUCGUCCACACAACGCAACUUCAAGGCCGCCAACCUGCACCUGUUUGAUGCCACCACCGCCACCACCACAGCAUCUGCCGACUGGACGCAUCGUUGGCCUUUCGACGUGGCCUUUUCACACUCCACCGCCCCCUCCCUUCAGUCUCUGACGGAGCUGCCUCCUCCUCCGCCGCCGCCACCACCACCACAAUCCAAGCAGUCGCAACCGAAGCUCAAAUUCUCAGCCUCAAUGCUCGCCGACGUUGGAAGUGAUGAUGAUGGCGACGACGUCGAGGCGAAAAAGCAGACCCCAAAGAAGGCGACAGGGGUUACCGCUUGCACGAUCUCAUCCCACACCGCCUGA